AUGGCGUGGUACGUGCGAAUGGUGGUGGUGAUGAUAACCUUCUUCGGUGCCAGUUGCGGCGUGCUGGUGGUGGGUCCGAAAUUUGUACGCUCCAACCAAGAGUUCACCGUGGUAAUCAGCAACUUCGAACAGGCAACUAGCAAGGUAGAUCUAAUGCUGCGGCUCGAAGGCCAGACCGGAAACGGAAUUGGCGGUUUUACCAUCCCGAAGAUAGUUGAUGUGCGCCGCAAGAUGAAUCGAUUCGUUACCUUCAAUAUUCCAGCCAUCUCAUCUGGUACAAACAUUAAGCUGACGAUCGAUGGUAUUCAUGGGUUGAGCCUUCACCUGGAAGAGAGCCUUGUGUUUCUCAAUAAGUCCCUAUCUGGUCUGAUACAGAUCGAUAAGCCCGUGUACAAACCGGGCGAUACGGUAAAAUUUCGUGUGAUUGUGUUGGACACUGAGCUGAAGCCUCCUGCACGGGUAAAAGCAAUCAGCGUUACAAUCCGUGAUCCGAACGAUAUUGUGAUGCGCAAAUGGUCCUCAGUGGUACUGUUCGCCGGUGUGUUCGAGAAUGAUCUACAACUCGCGCCAUCAGCAAUGUUUGGAAUGUGGAGCAUCUUGGCAGAGGUGGACGGAGAAGAACUCGCAUCAAAAAUGUUCGAGGUGAAGGAGUACGUGUUGUCCUCGUUUGACGUGGACGUGAUACCGUCCACCAUUCCACUGAUGGAGCAUGGGAGCCUGCAUCUUACGAUAACGGCUAAUUAUCACUUCGGCAAACCAGUGAAAGGGCUGGCAAAGGUGGAGUUGUAUUUGGAGGAUGACAGGUUGGAUCAAAAGAAAGAGCUCGAAAUGUUCGGGAUGGGACAGGUGGAGCUCCGUUUCAAUGAAGAGCUGGACCCGAACCAGGAGCAUCAUCAGAACGUAUUUGUGAAAACGACCUUCGUCGAGAAGUAUACUGUGUCCAAAGGUACCAUCCAGGAUGCGGGCAUCAUUCACCCGCACAGGAAGAAAAAGGAGCACUUGAAAAUUGUUGCAACGGAGAAAAUGAUACCGAAGGCGAAAAUUUUGGUUGCCACCGUGUCGAAUAACACUGUUAUUUGGGAUUCGUUGGAUUUAGAUUUGAAGCAGUUGGGCAACAAUCUGCAACUAUUUACAGACGAAACCGAGGUAAAACCUGGCAGCGAGAUCAACCUUCAGCUGAAAGGACGGCCCGGAGCGUACGUUGCGCUUGCUGCAUACGACAAGGGUCUGCUGCAGUUCUCCAGCAAGCACGAUCUGUUCUGGGAGGAUGUAAUGCAGUUGUUUGACAAUUUCCAUGCCGUGAAUAAGAACGAGUUUAAUGUGUUUCAUAGUAUGGGCCUGUUUGUAAAACUGUCUGGUGAAACUAAACUAGAACCAAUGGGUGCUAAAACAGAACGCUUUGGAAGUCCUUUCGUACCAUUCUCGAAUCUUGUCCAUUACCGGACAAACUUUCUAGAAUCGUGGCUAUGGCAGAAUAUGACCAUCAGAAGAGACGGGAUGCUCAAGUUCAGUGAGGUUGUGCCAGAUACGACCACCUCCUGGUACUUGACGGCAUUCUCCAUUGAUCCGGUGCACGGCUUUGGUAUUAUUAAAAAGCCUAUCCAGUUUACAACGGCUCAACCGUUCUACAUCGUGGAGAAUCUACCGUACUCCAUCAAGCGAGACGAAACGGCCGUGUUGCAGUUUACUUUGUUCAACAAUCUUGGAGCAGAGUACGUCGCGGAGGUGACACUGUACAAUGUGGCCAAUCAGACGGAAUUCAUAGGGCGACCGGUGGAAGAUCUAAGCUACUCCAAAACCGUGAGCGUUCCUUCGAAAGCUGGUGCACCGGUGUCAUUUCUGGUAAAGGCACGAAAGCUCGGAGAGAUGACUGUGCGGGUAAAAGCAACGAUCAUGGCCGGACGGGAAGCGGACGCAGUAGAGAAGGUGAUCCGAGUAAUGCCGGAAAAUAUUAUCGUAAGCAGUUCUGUACCGCGCGUAUUCAACCUGGCCAAAUAUGGCAGUGAAGAGUACAAAAUCUCGUUGGAUAUACUGAAACAAGUAAACUUCAGAACAAUCAAACUGGAAUUCGUUUUAUCGCCGAACCUGCUAACUCCAGUCGUACACAAUCUGGACAACCUGCUCACCGUUCCUACCGCGUCGGGUGCAACCAGUAUGAUCAACUUCAUUCCAAACCUGGUAGUACUCGAAUACCUGCAUGCAGUCGGGUCCGCCGAAACGGUUCUGAUUAACAAAGCUACGGCGUUGUUGAGAAAUGGCUACCAGUUCGAGAUGCAGUACCGUCAGCCAGAUGGUUCAUUCGGUAACUGGCGCAAGUCGACGGGAAGUAUCUUCGUUACCGCUUUGGUGGGACAAUCCAUGCAAACUGCCUCGAAGUAUAUAUUGGAGGUGGAUUUGACCAUGGUCGAUCAGCUGUUCGAUUGGCUUGCAUCGAAACAGCACAGUUCCGGACGGUUCGAAGAGAUAGCUCCGAUUACGUACCACAGUUUGCAGGAUGGAUCGCGCAACGGAAUAGCGCUGACGGCGUUCGUGAUGAUUGCAUUAUUGGAAAAUGCUGCUGCCACGCAAAAACACCAGGACGUCGUACGAAGGGGUAUACAGCACAUCGUGAACCAUUUGCCGAACAUUACCGAUGUAUACGAUCUUUCACUAGCCACGUACGCGCUGAUGUUGAAUGGUCACAGCCAAAAGCGGACGGCAAUCGAUUUGUUAAUAGAAAAGUCACAACCUGUUCAAGGUUCUGACGGUAAGCAGCGAUACUGGCCGCGAGACACGGCUGCGAUUGAGACGGCCGCGUACGGAUUGCUGAGCUUAGUGCACGAUAAACGGUACCUGGACGGAAUCAGUGUGAUGCAAUGGUUGGUAAACCAACGCGAAGCAACCGGUAGCUUCCCUCACACACAGGACACCUUUGUCGGGCUGAAAGCAAUUUCCAUGCUGGCGGCUGCGGUCUCACCCAGCAAGAACGACUACACCGUCUCCGUUCAGCACGGGAGGACACGAAAGGUGUACAAAAUGGCUUCGAUGGAGGUAAACCGCCAGUUUCGGGACGAGCUAACAGGCGAGAGCAAAACGGUGACAGUGGGUGUGCAUGGUCGGGGUUUUGGAUUGUUCGAGAUCAAGUACCGGUACGGCAUUGAUGUGAGAUACGUCAACAAACAGUUCAGCCUGCGUUUAGAGCCGCAUUUUAGCAACGCUAAUCACGUGCUACAGUUGAAAGUGUGUACCAACUUCACACCGGAAUUGACACAUUCGCGCUCCAAUUUGGCACAGGUGGAGGUGAACUUUCCCAGCGGAUACAUCGUCGAUAGAGAUUCCAUGGUGGACAUCACCCGACGGAACCCUGUCAAGAAUGUCGAAUUUCACUACGGUUAUACGUCGAUGGUGGUAUACUACUAUAGUUUAGGACCGGAAGAUAACUGCUUUAUGGUGACUGCAGAAAGAUUGUUCAGGGUAGCAUUUCAACGGCCCGCUUAUGUUCUCGUGCAUGAUAGCUACCAUAAUCCGUUCAGAGCAAUAAAAGCUUACGAGGCCCCGCAAGACAGAUGUGUUGAUUGCCAUUAAGAGCCAUCUGGUAAGCAUCUAUGAUGCACGGAUAAUGAGUGAACCGGGUUAAAUUGCACCCGAAUAAUCGGCGCUUCGCAAAAUCUACUGCAAAAUUUGACAACUGUGGACCCGUUCCCCUCUGAUAAAACAAUUUAACAACCCUGAACGUCAGGGAAGUAGCGGUUAGUUCCUGUAGAGGGCGCUAGCGAUUGAGCUCACGAUCGACAUCGACAAGGGGUUCCGAGGCGAAGGGUUUCUUUUUCUUUCGAAUUCACAAAAGUAAGCGGGUUUAAAAUUGUAACUGGUUUGAGGAAAAAUCCAUGAGUAGUUAAAAUUGUGCCUAAAAUAUCAUCUGAAGUUAAUUUCCGAGUCUGUUUUCAGAAGACACUAUAAUCCAUCCUUUUGGGUGAUUUUCUAACGUUCUAAUUUGGUUUAUGGCUAUGUCCUUGUUGUACUAGCAGUUUCGUCGGUUAAGUUAUUAAAUUUAACCAAUGGGACUACAUCCGCAAGUGCUCCUUACAAGCAAAUCAAAUUGGAUGUGUUCAAGCUAAUUAAAAUUGCAACGUCCGAAACAUCCGACAGAUCUUCAAAGUAUCAUUAAAAUCAACUAUUUUAGCUGGUAUGCUGACUUUAAACAAGGUUAUACACGUUCUAGUUGUCGAUGAUCGAUCAUUGUUCCGAGAAU
Messenger RNA from Anopheles moucheti, 4231 nucleotides. RefSeq names its product thioester-containing protein 1 allele S3-like. NCBI's taxonomy places the organism in Eukaryota, Metazoa, Arthropoda, Insecta, Diptera, Culicidae. The record is from RefSeq and is a predicted model, not a curated record. Gene Ontology annotation, cellular component: extracellular region. The coding region runs from base 1 to 3564 and encodes 1187 amino acids. The transcript has 10 exons. Gene Ontology annotation, molecular function: endopeptidase inhibitor activity.